This is a messenger RNA of Amphimedon queenslandica, 2513 nucleotides long. RefSeq names its product pseudouridylate synthase 7 homolog-like protein. Bases 24 to 2474 code for a protein of 816 amino acids. The record is from RefSeq and is a predicted model, not a curated record. NCBI's taxonomy places the organism in Eukaryota, Metazoa, Porifera, Demospongiae, Haplosclerida, Niphatidae. The transcript is spliced from 14 exons. Gene Ontology annotation, biological process: pseudouridine synthesis. Gene Ontology annotation, cellular component: nucleus. Gene Ontology annotation, molecular function: RNA binding; pseudouridine synthase activity.
CCAUUCAAUGCACGUGAAGAAACAUGGUGGAUGCUAUUGACAGUCAAACUCGCAGUCAAACUUCUAUUGAGAGCUCUGAUCAUGCUGGAGCUGAGGCCAAAGGCUUAUCUCAGAAAGAAAAAUAUCACGAGAUAUUUUAUAGCUAUGGAAUGGAGUGUGCAAUACACCAGGGGGAGAAGCUAAAAGGAGUUCUUAAGACUAUUCCUGCCGAUUUCAUUGUCACUGAAAUUGAUAAAAACGGAGAGCUAGUAACAAUAAACAAAGACUGUCCUAUACUGGAUCCACCCGUUGACAACCAAACUUUAAACAAACAAGUGUCUCCUGAGCCCCCUCCUCCUCCAGUAGAAGAAGAUACUGAUGAUGAUGAUGAAGAUGAUGAUUUUAAUCCACUGGCAGAGAAGCAGAUGUUAGAGUUAAGUGAUCUAUCAAGAAAGUUUGAGGAGAUGUCUGAUGCUCAGUCUUCAAUUUUAUUUGAAACAGUUGACUUAGGUUGUUAUGAUAACAAGAAGGUUCGUUCCCGUAUACACAAAUCAGUUAAAGAUAAUUUUCCUUUACUAAUAACACGGACUAUACACAAUGAUGAAGACAUACAGCAAAUCAUUGGAUCCCCUGAUGCUACCUACCCUAGACUACUACCUUUACUAGGAAAGGAAGAGGCUAUCAAGUUGCUCCGUUAUAUUAAGUCAUCAGAUCCUACUGAGAGGAAGUCUCAUUUCAUUCCUUGUGACCAUCUGUCAAAAGAGGAUAGGGGACAAAUUCAUCGGAUUAUUGAUGAGCUAUUUGGAUUAUUUCUAAUGACAAGAACAGUUGAUGUGUCCGUUGAAAGAAAAAGCAACAGAAAAAGACGAAAGAAUCAUGAAGAAUCCAUUAAUAGCAGCAAUAGCUGUGUUGAAUCUACAGCCAGUAGCAGUGGAUCAAAUGAUGCCCCAUUUAGUGUUAGUGGAUCCAGUAAUACUGCAGUCAGUAGCAGUGAAUCCAGUAAUAGUUUAUCCAGUAGCAGUGGAUCAAAUGAUGCCCCAUCUAAUAUUAGUAGAUCCAGUAAUACUUUAUUCAGUAGCAGUGGAUCCAGUACUACUGCAGUUAGUAGCAGUGGGUCUGAUAGUUUUAUUGAGCCUGGUUCUUCUGGUAAGCGUAUUUCGGUCAGUUUUAAGGCCAGGAUCAGAAAAUCCGCCAAACGAAGGAAGAUGGGCUGUCCUGUGAUUCACGAUCCAAACUAUUUUACUUCAUUUUCUCUGAAGAAGGAGAAUUUUGAAACAUUUUUGACGAUGACAAAGCUAGCAGACAUGCUGUCUGUGAAUCCUUCAAGAUUUGCCUUUGCUGGCAGCAAGGACAAGAAAGCUAUUACAUAUCAGAAAAUGACGGCGAAAAAUAUCAGCAUGGCCAAGUUAGCAGUUGUCAAUAUACCUGGUAUAGAGCUGGGCAGUUUUGAGUACGUACCAUGUCAUCUUAACCUUGGAGAGCAUCAAGGAAACCACUUUCAAAUAAGAGUACGGAACCUUGAGACUAUCACCACUAAUGGGAAGGACUCUCUUGAAGACAUUAUUGAAGUUGGCUGCAAGUCAUUGGAAGAGAAAGGAUUUAUAAAUUAUUUUGGCAUUCAACGUUUUGGACGUUUGAUUGAUGACCAUCCUUUAAUUGGACCAUUAGUUGGAUAUUACAUGAUACUUGAUGAUCCAUUGAAUGCAAUCAAGGUAAUGUUUUCACCAGAUCUAACUAUCAAUCUUGAAGCAAAGGAAGCUAAAGAGUAUUUCACUAGAACUGGUGACAUAGAUGGUACUAUUCAUCGUAUGCCUGAAAUCCCUAGAGAAUUGAUGGUACUUAGAAACUUAAGUAAAUACGGAAUGUCAAAAUUUGGCUGUCAGAAGUCACUCCUUAGCUUGCCUCACCAGUCAAGACGUUUGUAUAUUAGUUCGUUAACUUCUCUGCUGUGGAACCAAAUGGCCUCGUACAGGAUACGGGAGUAUGGGACUGAACCUGUGGAGGGAGAUUUGGUUCUCAUUGCAAAUCAAACGGUACAAGCAAUCACAUCGGAGCACAUCAGUUCACGUCAGUAUUCACUGAAAGAUAUUGUCCUUCCAGUCUGUGGGCAUAAAUCAGUUUUGCCUAACAACAGGGUUGGAGAUAGGUUGAAGGAACUAUUGGCUGCUCUUGGUAUCUCCCUUCUCUCAUUUCGCAGCUACCGCUACACUAAUCACCUCUGGGGUGCAUAUCGGAAGCUUAUCAGCUAUCCUCAUGAUUUAAGAUGGAGACUGACCAAAGCUCCUCCAUUUACUGCUUCCAUUCCUCCUGCACCAGGAGCUGCUGCAGCAUUGAAUGCCUCAGGGGGCCCGUUAGAAGAGGCUGGAUCUGGUGGUCCACCUCAAAGUGAUGUACCACCUGAGGACUCAAUGCCUUGCUUAGAGUUAGAGUUUGAUCUAGAUCCAGGGACUUAUGUGACUACCAUGAUGAAUGAGAUUUUGUCAUUUGAUCCAUAAAUUAUCAACUAUGAUACAUACAAAUGGAUUUAUAUUAUA